UUGCACAUACAGAUACACAAACACACACACAAUCACACAUGAACUUAUUUGAAUUGCAAGUGAGCUCUGUUCACAACCAGAGGAGGUAAACACAGGGUGGAAGAAGUAGUAAAAAAGCUGAAAAAAAGAAAAAAAAAAAAAAAAAAAAAAAGAGGAUGAAGAUUCACUGACUGGAUGACAUUCACAGAGUGUUUAACAGGGCAAGCCUCCACGUGUGAAUGAGUGAGAAAGGCAAGACGGAGAAAGAGUGAGGAGAGUGAGAGGAGGACCACGAGGGACCGAGAGGACGCAGAGUCAGGGGGAGACUCGCACCGGGUUGGUAGGAGCUGCUGGGACAGCCCUGAAGGGACACCUGAGCUCUGAAGAGACACCUCCUCCAAGUAGGGAGCAGCAAGCAACCCAUGGGAGACGGAGUCAGUGGAACACCCGACAACAACCUGCUGUCGCUCCUCCUCUCCUCGCGACCGGCUCUCAUCCCCCUCUCCUCCUCCUCCGUCCUCACUCCCUCUCUCAUUUGAUCCCAUCCCUCACUCCCUGCGCAAGAGAGGGAGAGCUUGCACUGAGAGAAGAUCCUGGGAAUAAGCCAAGACGUGGUGACUGAGGACAGUAAAAGUGUCAAAGAUACAGUCAAAAGAUGGAACCCGUGUCCCUGUGGUGGUGUCUCAGUGCAGUUUUGGUGCUGGUUUUUGGCUCUUCCUGGCCUCAGGUGCACUCAGCCCUUGCACCUGAGAAUGAGGUGCCACUUCGUCCCACUACAUGGCUACCAGAAGGAAAGAUCACAUCUGUAACUCUUCCCAAAGGACGAACAGUCAGGUUAUACUUGACUCUGAAGAAGAAAGCGUCAGCCAUGUCAGUGACCGUCAGCCCAUGUGACCAGCCCAUCGAAUGGAGUUUAUCUGCCCGGACACUGAAGGACAAACCCCUCAAGAGUCUGCAGUGGAGCACUAAGAAGAGCAUGCCUGAGGUCUGGUGGCGAGGUCCAGGGAUCGAGGAGAAAGUACACAGCUUCACAGGCACCACAGUGGACAGUUACAUGGGUCCCACCUACCCCCAUGCCUCCAUUUACAUCCUGAGGCUGCGCUCCAAACAGCAGGACACCAUAGCUACAGUGUACCUCCACGAAGGCCUGGGACCCUCAGGAGUAUUCCCACAGCUCCCAGCAGACCCCCGAGUUCACACCCUCGGAGUAGGAAUGACCAGCGUCACCCUCAGCUGGGCGCCCAGCGUUUCCCUCACCAGCCUUCCACACACACAGAAGAGUUAUGAUUACUGUGUUCUUGUCAACUCCAGGAACAACUACCCCAGUGUUUGUGCCGCCCAAGAGAACAUAAGGAGAAAGAUGGAUGAGAUAGAGGACAGGAAGGAACAAAGGAGGAGAGUGACGGCGUGGCCGAUAUUAAAAGAGUGGUGGUGGCAGCAGUGGGACGCCUAUCCAGAGCCACAGACUUCUUCACUGGCUGAUGAAUAUGCCGAGCUCCAGUGUGUGUGUAAAGGCACAGAGAGCGUUUGCACCGUCUCUGAGCUCUUGCCAGACACCCAGUAUUACUUUGACGUCUUUGUGAUCGACAAGCUGAACAGGACCAGCGCGGCCUACAAGGGGACGUUUGCGCGGACACAUGAGGAGGCUCGACCGGCGAUCACCACUCUCAGAGAAGGGGAGCUGAGAUGGGUGAAUUUCCGUGACAAAGGCUCCAACUCAGAGCAGUUUUUCAGCUUCCGUCCGCGGGGCUGGCAGCAGAGCGGCCUGCUUACUUUACAGAGCUGUGAUGGAGGUGAAAAGGUCAGGGUCACUGUGUCUAGUAAAGGUCAGGUGUGGACAUCUCAGCCUGUGGGAGCAGAUUUAGUGCACAUUUGGCUCCAGGGAAGCCCCUCUUAUCUCAUUCACCUGGAGAGAGAAGGAACGACCAGUGUUCCAGAGCCAAGUCUACCAGGAGGUCUAAUGGCUUCAGUCAAAAUGCAGACCUCCUCUGCUUACCACCGCAGGGGGGUCCCAUCUCUGCCAUCCACACUGCAGAUAAAGUCCUUCAACAGGUUGCGUACGUGCAACAGUGUCACCAUAGCCUGGAUGGGCACCGAGGAAAGGAGUCUAUACUGUGUGUAUCGACGAAAGUUGGGAAGUUACGAAGCGGAGGCUGGCGGGGCAUUAGCUCUGACUGCACCCUGUCUGGGGCCAGAGUCCCGCUCUGACACAGAGAGGGUUCUCUGCAAGUAUUUCCAGGAGCUCAACCCCCGACGGGCCGUCACCACUGCUGUGAUCGGGGGCCUGGAGCCAGGGAUGGCCUAUGUGUUUGAUGUCUAUCUAAUGAGACGCUGGGGGAUCCCGAUCAAGUAUAAAAGCAAGAUGGUGAAGACCAGAAAGGACUGCUGAGCUGCCGCCCCCUACAGGAGAAUUUCAGACUGUCCUAGUUUAGGGGAAAAUGCAUUGACCACAUGGACAUGCUGUAAAGACUGACCAUGAGAACGAAGCCAUUUGACUGUUGUACUGUUGUGAAGAGACUGUUACCAGAACAAGGAAGUAUUCCCUCUUCAGGAGCAAUGAGGAGCACAAUCCAUCCAAGUGAGAAGGAUGUGGAUGGAAAGCAUAUGAGAGGGAUCUGCACACCAGCAAAAAGUUCAUAACAUUUACAAUACAGCUCUUGUGCUUUUGUCAUUUAGUUUUUCAUUGUUGAUCAUGAUAAUGAUGUGCCAGUUGUCCAAGUGCUUAUUUUGUGUUUGAGUACAAAGGACAGUGGAGGUUUUUGAUGACAGAAAGUAAAUAUAAAAAACAACAGAGACUGUGCCAAAUAUGCAACAGAAACAGAUGGGGCAAUAAUUGGAUAACAUCUGAGAUGGGGGGGUGUGCAGUGUAUCUCUUGUGCUGCAUAUUGCACAGGCUUAUAAACACAGAUGGGUGCAAUCUACAGAUGCUUAGUUCAAAGUCAGUGUGUAUCUUUGUGUUCUGCUUUUGCAUGAAGCAGUGAAAAAUACUUAGUGACUUGCCUCAUUGUCUUUGAUGUAUUCUUGUGCUGCUUCAAAAUGCACCAAUAAAUAAUAGGGUAUCUGUAAAUUGU
Sphaeramia orbicularis (orbiculate cardinalfish) is the source of this 3050-nucleotide messenger RNA. RefSeq names its product neuron-derived neurotrophic factor, like (gene ndnfl). The coding region runs from base 635 to 2368 and encodes 577 amino acids. NCBI's taxonomy places the organism in Eukaryota, Metazoa, Chordata, Actinopteri, Kurtiformes, Apogonidae. The transcript is spliced from 4 exons. The record is from RefSeq and is a predicted model, not a curated record. Gene Ontology annotation, molecular function: heparin binding; protein binding.